AUGUCAAUAAUACUAAGAUUUAGAUGCAAGGAUGGCAUGUUUAGAGUUAAUACUGAUCUGGAAUCCACUUUUCAAUCUGUAAUUGAUCAAUUACUACCAAAAUUACCGCAAUCUAAUCUCGAAGAAGCUACAGUUUCCUCUAAACCAAAUAACGAUCCAAACUCCACUAAAAAGUUACUGAGCAUUCUUCACGAAUCUGUAUCUGAUUUGAAUCUCAAGAAUGGUGAUUUGCUCUACCUCAAUUACGCUAGCACUUUAGCAGCAGCAGCAGCAACAGCAACAGCAGCAGCAGUAGUAACAAAAGCAGGUUCAAAUGCACCUACGCCUUCAGCAUCGUUUUCAUCUGGUCAUGGACCAGUCAAAGUACAUCAAUUGCCGGUAGACGACAAACUCGACCUUUUGGACGGAAUGAUACAAAGGCCUAUUUCGUCCAUGUGCCGUCAUGGUGCAAAGGGAAUGUGUGAGUAUUGUUCUCCAUUACCACCGUGGGACGAAUCGUACCGCAAAGAACAUGCUAUUAAGCAUAUGUCAUACCAUGCAUAUUUAAAACAACAAAUGGCCAAGUUUAACAAGAAGGAAUUAGCAUCGUCAUAUAUUGCGCCUCUUGAGAAUGCCAACUUUGCAAUAAACUUGAAUUGUAACGAAGGACACCAAAGAUAUCCUCGAGGUAUAUGUUCCAAAUGUCAGCCCUCGCCAAUCACGUUGCAGUUGCAAAAAUUUAGAAUGGUUGAUCAUGUGGAAUACGCGCUGCAUGAGAUUUUGGAUAAUUUCAUCAAUGUUUGGAGAUCCAGUGGGGUCCAAAGAUUUGGAUACUUGUACGGUCACUAUGAACAAUUUGAAAAGGUUCCCUUAGGGAUCAAGGCUGUUGUUGAAGCGAUUUACGAGCCUCCUCAGCAUGGCGAAUUGGAUGGAUUAACUUUACAGCCAUGGGAAGACGAAAAAUUAGUUGAUGAAGUUGCCAAAAAGUUGGGAAUAUACAAAGUUGGUAUGGUGUUUACCGAUUUAACCGAUUCAGGGAAAAGAGAUGGAACUGUAUUGUGCAAGAGACACAGAGACAGUUACUUCUUGACUAAUUUGGAAAUAAUAAUGGCAGCCAGGUAUCAGGUCUGGAAUCCCAAUAUUACAAAGUAUAGUGCCACUGGUGAAUUUAGUUCCAAAUUUGUUACAUGUGUUAUAUCUGGUGGGUUGCAUGGAGAGAUUGAACCGAGAUCAUAUCAAGUAAGUGCAAGUGCUGAGUCGCUUGUGAAAGCAGAUAUAAUCACUGGAUCGACGCAACCUUCGCAAAUUUUUAUGAAUGAGAAUAAUGAUACGAGGUAUGUUCCCGAUAUACAAUACUCAAAAAUAAAUGAGUAUGGAUUGGAAGUGAAGAAAAAUGCCAAACCGACAUUUCCCGGUGAGUUUUUGUUAGUGUCAUUAACCGAUUCGUUCCCCUUAGACCCACAACCAAUGUUCAGCAACCCUAGCACGAGCAAGAGCUAUAUUGUUGAGAAUAGAGAGUUUUUAAGUCAUGGAGACGAUGCAAUGGAACAUUUUCAAAGCUUGAGUACCAUUUCCAAAUUCAUUACUGAAAAUGGUGCCAACUUGUUUGACUUUCAUUGGCUUGUACAUACUGUUAAAUUGGGGAUAUUAAAUGAAAAAGAAGUGGACUUGUUGUGUUUAUAUAUAAAGCUGAAAAACCAUGAGGAUUAUUUGAAAUUGGAGGAAAGCGAUGGAUGGAAGAGUUUACUAACGAUAUUGGAACAAAAUGCGUAG
This is a messenger RNA of Lodderomyces oxycetoniae, 1752 nucleotides long. RefSeq names its product Npl4p (gene NPL4). Bases 1 to 1752 code for a protein of 583 amino acids. Lineage: Eukaryota; Fungi; Ascomycota; Pichiomycetes; Serinales; Debaryomycetaceae. Gene Ontology annotation, cellular component: nucleus. The record is from RefSeq and is a predicted model, not a curated record. The transcript has a single exon. Gene Ontology annotation, molecular function: ubiquitin protein ligase binding; ubiquitin binding. Gene Ontology annotation, biological process: ubiquitin-dependent protein catabolic process.